Molecule: messenger RNA, 1112 nt
Organism: Tribolium castaneum (red flour beetle)
Lineage: Eukaryota; Metazoa; Arthropoda; Insecta; Coleoptera; Tenebrionidae
Product: leucine-rich repeat-containing protein 4B
Exons: 2
Coding region: 29-1066 (345 amino acids)
Cellular component (GO): extracellular matrix
Molecular function (GO): protein binding
Source: RefSeq, a predicted model, not a curated record
ACAAAUUCGUUAAAUCCUCUCCUUACUUAUGCAAAUUGGCACUUGCAAAAUGCGAAUUCUAUUAUUUAAUGAUAUAAGUAGUAAGCACAAAUCUAAUCGUCACUUAGUGGUGCGUUUCAAGCAAACGAGAAUGAGAAAAUUCCUCCUCCUGUCUUUACUGAUCGUAUCAACGACUUGUUGUGAGUACAACCCCUCGAACGACGACACGAAAUGCAUUUCGCGCGAGUUCCAAAAAAACCAACCCGUCUCAUUGAAAAAAUGGGGCUCCAAGCUGGACUUGUCCCUGAUCCGGGGCCCCAUUUUCGCCGACAGCUUCCCACUGCUGCUCGGAAUCAAGGAAAUGACGCUCCGCUCGAGCAACAUCUCCGACAUUGAGCCCGGAUUUUUCCACCAAUUUCCCAACUUGGAAAGCCUCACGAUCAAAAUCAACCACGGCUUUCCCAACAUUACGACGCGCGUUUUCAAGGGCUGUUGCCCGAAAUUGACUUCGUUCAAAGUCCUUGACAAUAAUCUCCGCUCGUUUGACAAUCAAGUGUUCAAAACUAUGCCCAAACUGGAGUUUCUCUGGAUCGAGAAGCAAAAUCUGGGGCCGCUUGAGGCCAAUUAUUUCAGUGGUUUGGGGAGUUUGAAGAAGUUGCGAUUGCAACACUGCGAGAUUAAGCGCAUUGAUCAGAAUGCGUUUGACGAUUUGAGCAAUUUGGUCAAGCUGGAGUUGCCGACCAAUCAAGUUGAGAAAAUCCAAGCUGGGACUUUUAAGAAUUUGAAAAAGUUGGAGGAGUUGCAUUUGUCGGGGAACAGUAUAAGGAAUUUCACUGGGGGUGAGUUCAACGGGUUGGAUAAUUUGAAACGGUUGGAGUUGAUUGGGAAUAAGAUAAAUUCGCUCAAUGUUGAGAAAAUUUUGGAGAAUUUGCCCAAGUUGGAGAGGAUUGGGAUCAAGUUGACUCUGUUUGAGUGCGAUAGAGCCAAGUCUUUGGUCGAGAGGAUUAAGGAAAACAACAUCGAGAUUAAAAAUGUUGACGAAGUUUUGUCCGAUUCGUGUUCGAAGGACUCAAAGGAGCAGGAUUAAGGCUUUUGUAAUUUAUUCAGUAGUUAAUAAAAAAUAUUAUUGAUAA